AUGCCCUCACCUUCCAUGCCCUGUAGUGUGGUGGCAGGCAGGCAGGCUGGCACCGAGCGAGAAUCGACGUCAAGCUGUGAUGAAAGAUGCGCUGAACCUCGAGUAAGCAUCCAGUUCCAGGAGAUUCCCCAUAUCCUGCCUCCAAACCCACCGAAACGAGAACUGGAGUCCAACAUGGAAUCGUUAAGCUCUCUUCUCUGCCUUGUUGUAGUUGUGUCAGCCUCCCGUCCAAUGUGUGAACCCGUGGAUGUAAGCGAUAAUUCUUGGAUUCGCGUCAGAGAGUUGCAACUUGGCUGUUGGACCAGCUUCUUAGGACAGGACAAUGCCGAGGUCCACAUCCUCAAGCUCAACUUUGCUGCAACGGAUGGCAAGUUCUUCUCUCUGGAGAUGCCAGACGCCAAGCCAAUGAACCUGAUCAUCACAUCUUCAGACACGGCCUACGGUCUUUAUAAGAUCAACGUUGGCAUUAAUAUUUAUAAAAGCAACACAUCCGCACUGGUCCUGUACGGCAAUGAACAUGGCAGCAAUGUUCACGACGUUGACGUCCCAGAUGAGGACGAGGAACUGGUGAGGUGGACGACUCGCAAGUUUGGCGGCGUCACUUCCUUUACCACUGUGGAAAAUCUUAAAGUGAUGUACUCCAGGCCCACGGAAGGAACAAAAGGCGGUUCUCGUGAGUGCGUGCUCCAAAGCGAAGAUCCGUCAGAGAAACACUUCAUGAAGAUUGAAGCAGCACCAUUGACGUCUUCGUUUAAGUCCUGCUCACCGCCACUUGAGCGGGAGAAGCAGCGGCAACGCGCCUCCGUUGCCAACGCCGACGCACCGGAACUUCAUAUCAUCAAUAUCCCCGAGGAUGCCAAUAUUCGCAACGUGUCAGUUCGUGUAGACACAAAGAAGUCCAGCGUGUUCUUGAGGGGUCCUCAGGGCACUACGUGGACCUUCCUUAACCCGCAGCACACUAUGUUCUGGUCCAACAAUGAGGUUGUGCUACCCGGCAUGCCCCCCAGAAUCCAACCCCUGUUUGAGCUGCGCAGCGACAAGGCAGAGGUCGUACAAAAGAAGGCUUUGGAGUAUUUUAAAGCCGAUGCCUUCACCAGCUAUACCGAAAUGAGGCCUGAGGGUUCCCAGUUGUUACUGGUGCUCGGUCGAGACGGCCCAGCAGUUACAGAAACAGUAACAGAGGCAGUGAAGUUAACCACACCGGAGCCUCAUCAGAUGCCUUUGCUCAUGCAACUCUACACCUCACCUGAUUACCGCUCGCCCCUGGAUCCAAAUACCAAGGUGCAGAGCGACAAGAGAAUCUAUGCUGAGAUUUCGGGGCACACUUUGGGUGACAUCGUCCUGACCAUCAAAGUGAUAAGCUGCUUCGUGCGCUCCAAAGGCUCCUGUCCAGUAGUCCAAGAGCUUCCCUUCAUACCAGAGUUCUGCUCCUCCAAUUCGUGUCCCAACAGCACACGACUCAGCUUCUCCUUGGAUCAACUGCAAGAGCUCAGCUCCACUACUUGGGACCUGGAAUGUUCUGUCAAACUGUGCUACAGCGAGAAAUGUGGCGAUGGAGGACGUGUGAAAAGGAACUUGGAGGUCACACAGCCAUACAUCUAGCCUCAUACUCCCUGCUUUGAUUUCGGCCUCCCCGCCAUCCUGGGCAUCGCUUUUGGAGGAUUUCUUAUAGGAGUGUUACUAAUUGGUGCGCUGUGGUUUAUUAAAAUCAAAACAGGCUACCCGACCGGACUGGACAUGGCUUCCUCCCUGCCUUCCGGUUGUCCCUGCUCGGGAGCGAAGCAGCAGCCCGUGUCGUCGAACCCCUCUGCCUCGGAGAACAGCAGCGCUAACGCGAGCAUCGGCAGCACCCAGAGCACACCCACAAGUAGCAUGGCUUGA
Messenger RNA from Nerophis lumbriciformis (worm pipefish), 1881 nucleotides. NCBI's taxonomy places the organism in Eukaryota, Metazoa, Chordata, Actinopteri, Syngnathiformes, Syngnathidae. The record is from RefSeq and is a predicted model, not a curated record.